AAACUCAAACUAUAAGAAACUGUUCUCAAUCGAAAAGGGGACAAACCAAAGAAGGGCCAAAAAAGGAGCUCGGAAGGGAAGCGAAGACGAGAAUGGCAGAGGAAGGGAAGCCAGAUGCCCAAUUGUUCCACCUACUCUCUGGUCUCCUCCACCAGGUGGAAGCAUUGACCAAUCAAGAAGAAGUUGAAUUGCGUUCAAAAAUUGAAGCCCUUGGAUUAGAGGUUACCAAAGUUCCCUCAAAGUCAACUCAGCAUCUUGACGAGCUGGAAAUAGCCAAGGAAUUGGAUGAAUUAUCUGCAAAGUUGGAUGAUGUAGAUGAAAUGAUAUCUUCAGCAAUGGCUUCAGAUCCUCAGGUCAAGUCACUAUUGAGUGGUACUGCUGAUGUAUGGAUGCCGGUCAUUACUGCUAGUGCUGAUGAACGGCGCACUUUCACAGCAUCAAACCCAGAAGCAAAAGGGAAAAGUUUCAGUUAAGAAAUUCAGGAUAUUAUUUUUUACAUGUUUGUUUAAUCCACCAAAUAAAAAAAAGCACAGUAUUCAUAAUGACUACCAUAUAUAGUCUUCAUCUCUA
Messenger RNA from Rosa chinensis, 570 nucleotides. RefSeq lists its product as uncharacterized. NCBI's taxonomy places the organism in Eukaryota, Viridiplantae, Streptophyta, Magnoliopsida, Rosales, Rosaceae. Bases 93 to 473 code for a protein of 126 amino acids. The record is from RefSeq and is a predicted model, not a curated record. The transcript has 3 exons.